AUGCCUGUGGCCCAGCAGCCUCAGAGUCUUCCACGUAUCGACGUGUGUUUCACCCCUAGUCUCAUAGGUAAUGUCCCUAACGGCCAAGAACAUGCACGCCUCAAGAUUCAAAUGGCGAUGGACGUACCUCUUUUGCAGACCAAUGAAGCGAUUCUUGUUAUUGACACCAAGCGCGAGACUGUACCUGCUCAACCCUAUACCAAUGAGUCCAUCAGCUUUGUAGACGAGAAAGGACCACUACCGACAUUCACGAAAGAUGACGACAACACCUACUUAUUUCCACGACGUACCUGGUAUAUUACCAGGCCGACCGAAGGCAAAGUCUCAAUGGCCUUUACGGCCGUGCCUCGCAAAGUUGACGAGUACACCAAGGUCGCAGCUCGAACGGAUCUGAGAUAUGAAAGAGGUGGAUUACAUGGCAGUGGAAUCACGAUCUUGCCUAUGCCAGCAUUUCCCGAUGCCUCCAAACAGACGUGGGAAAUGACCGUACAAUGGAAUUUGAGUGAAACACCUCCAGAUACAAGGGCUGUUUGGACAUUUGGUGAAGGCCCACGACCUGUUACAAAUACUGGCUCUGUAGCUCGUUUAUGGUCCACCCUUCUCAGUGUGGGGCCAUUGAACAGUUGUAACCAUCAGCCUAAUGACUUCUUCAACGUCUAUUGGCUUGGCGAACUUCCCUCUAAUAUCGUUGCGACGUUGAACUACUCUCAAUUAACAUUCUUGGCCAUGUCCAAGUUUUGGAAAGACCCGAUGUCAGCCAAGAACCCAUAUCGUAUUUUCGUUCGCAAUACGCUGCCGGCAAAGGGCUUUGGAGGGACGGAAUUCACCCGAAGCUACAUGAUGGAAUAUGAUGAUCAAAUUGACGAGCGCACCGAGACAGAUCUGACACUUCUGCUUACUCAUGAGAUGGUUCACAAUUGGCCAUCGAUGGGAAAGGCAGCGGAUGAAGAAGGUGCAGAUGAAGAGAAUGAAGAGGGUUCGUGGUUCACAGAAGGGGUCGCAGAUCUAUACGCUGCAUACCUUCCGUACAAGUUUGGCCUUAAAGAUGCCGAAUGGUACAGAGAAGCCUUGAAUGUGUUCCUCGCGGGAUACUAUACAAAUCCAGCGGUUCGUGUGCCGAAUAGUGAGGCGCGGCGAAAGGCAUGGGAGCUGCCGAGCUAUCAGAUGAUGAUUUAUGCCAGGGGCUUUGCCUACCUGCAAAAGCUCGAUGGCCAAAUUCGUGAGGCCGCAGGAGGUCGACGCUCGGUCGACGACCUCGUUACACAUCUCAUCAUGAACAAAAGGAAAGGACUCGCAUAUGGCAUCGAUGAAUGGCGCAAACUUGUUCUAUCAGAGCUUGGCUGCGAGGCAAUACAGGACUACGAGCAGAUGACUCAGGGAGCGCUCCAGAUUCCAAACGCGACAACCAUGGACCCACCAAUGAGGCUGGUGAGAGAUGAUCUGGAGAUGGUUGAGCUUGGGUUUGAGCCCAUAUCACUAUCCAGUAGAGUUGUCGCCGGGUUGAAACCAGGAAGCCGAGCUGAGAAAGCGGGCGUUAGAAAUGGAGACGAGAUCUUGAAGAGCAUUUCCUUAUGGACGCUUAGCGCCAAGUAUGGGGCCAUGAAUCAGCUGACUAUACGGCGGGCGAACUCGGACGAGGUUUUGGAGGUUAAGUACUGGCCUAGAUCGUGGGAGAAAGUGGAAGCCUACCAAUAUGUUCGGCAAUAG
This is a messenger RNA of Fusarium sp. VM40, 1707 nucleotides long. The record is from the annotation of a GenBank genome assembly. NCBI's taxonomy places the organism in Eukaryota, Fungi, Ascomycota, Sordariomycetes, Hypocreales, Nectriaceae.